Molecule: messenger RNA, 1226 nt
Organism: Prosopis cineraria
Lineage: Eukaryota; Viridiplantae; Streptophyta; Magnoliopsida; Fabales; Fabaceae
Product: syntaxin-121-like
Exons: 2
Coding region: 203-1120 (305 amino acids)
Biological process (GO): intracellular protein transport; exocytosis; vesicle fusion
Cellular component (GO): endomembrane system; SNARE complex; plasma membrane
Molecular function (GO): SNAP receptor activity; SNARE binding
Source: RefSeq, a predicted model, not a curated record
CCCUCUCUCUUGCCUCUUGUCUCUUGCAGCAUUUGAACUUGAACCGGCCUUCCAUUUGACUCGUCCCCACUAUUCCCACCAUUUUUUAAACCCAAAGCUUAAACCAGCCUUUAAAGUCGCCCCUCCCCCACCCAUUACUCCGUUCAAUUUACGCUCAUUCAGAUUCUCUCUUCUCAACUGAUCUCUUCCAAAGUUCUGCCUAAUGAACGACCUGUUCUCCGGCUCCUUCUCCCGCUUCCGCGGUGAACAGGUCUCGCCGGACAACCAGCACCACGUCAUCCAGAUGACGGACACAUCGCCGUCGAGGGACGGAGUCAACCUCGACAAAUUCUUCUCGGAAGUGGAGUCCGUCAAGGAGGAGCUCAAGGAGUUGGAGAGGCUCAACCAGAGCCUCCGUGGAUCCCACGAACAGAGCAAGACCCUCCACACAGCCGACACCGUCAAGGAGCUUCGGUCUCGCAUGGACACCGACGUGGCCCUCGCUCUCAAGAAAGCUAAGGUCAUCAAGGUCCGCCUGGAAGCACUGGACCGCUCCAACGAAGCCAACCGGAUCUUGCCGGGCUGCGGACCCGGCUCUUCGUCCGACCGGACUCGGACAUCCGUCGUGAGCGGGCUGAGAAAAAAGCUGAAAGACUCCAUGGACAGCUUCAACAACCUGAGAGAAAAGAUAUCGUCGGAGUACAGGGAAACCGUGCAGCGUAGGUACUUCACAGUCACCGGCGAGAAUCCCGACGACAGAACCAUCGACCUGCUCAUCUCGACUGGUGAGAGCGAAACAUUCUUGAAGAAGGCGAUACAAGAGCAGGGGAGGGCGAGCAUAGUGGAGACGAUAAAGGAGAUUCAAGAGAGGAAUGACGCGGUGAGGGAGAUAGAAAGGAACCUGAAGGAACUGCACCAAGUGUUCAUGGACAUGGCGGUGUUGGUGCAGUCGCAAGGGGAACAAUUGGAAGAUAUAGAGAGCCACAUGGCUCGAGCUAAUUCCUUCGUGAGGAGUGGAGUUCGCCAGCUCCAUGUUGCUAAGCAGCACCAGAAAAAGUCCCGCAAAUGGACUUGUUUUGCCAUCUUACUGCUCCUCAUUAUCGUCUUAAUUAUACUUCUCCCCAUUCUUCUCAGAAACUGACGCCGCCUUCACCUUCGCAAGUAUAUCAAGAGAUUAGAGAGACUCUGUUCUGGUCGUGUGCAUAUUUUGGUUUUAUCCAACUGUCGUCAUUAUGGUGAUUUUGCUC